AUUCAAAACUCCAAUUUUGCUUGAAAUCCAGGUCCUAUGGGGAAAAUUCGAGUAAAAAUUCGAUAUCUCAGCAACAAAGCUGAUUGCGCACGAACCAACUUGGGAUUCUUCAUAGUCCAUGAGGAUCUACAUUUUAAAAAUAGUCCCACUCAAAAAGAUUUUUAACACCUCAGGCGGUUCCCUCGUUAGACGCUAUUCUUUUACUUGUUCGCUUCGUCUUGAAGGUGGACGAUUAGCUGAUUUGCCACCACCACCUCCAAGUCACAAUCCUGACUAUAUUCAAUGUCACCAUUGUGGAAGAAGUUUUGCUCCGAACGUAGCCGAACGUCAUAUUCCAAAAUGUCAAAGUAUCAUUAAUAAACCCAAACCACCACCCGGAAUUCGAACUGUUGGUCAACCACAACGUAAUCCUGUAUCUUUUGGUGGUAGCAAUAUGUCGAAUAUGCGUAGCAUGGGCGGUAAUUUUGGAGCACCAUCUAACAGAUCCACUCGCGGAAAUAAAGCUCAUAAUUUAACAUUUAUUGCUUCGAUGAGCUUAGAAAAUCCCACAAGUUGUUGA
This is a messenger RNA of Didymodactylos carnosus, 559 nucleotides long. Lineage: Eukaryota; Metazoa; Rotifera; Eurotatoria; Philodinida; Philodinidae. The record is from the annotation of a GenBank genome assembly.